AUGGGCUUGGCUCUAUAUGCUUGGUUCAAGAUGGAUUUUGGGCUUAAUAUGACAAGGCAUUCAUCCAUGGCAAUUUCCAUCUCCACCCCUCACUCAACCCUCCUCUACCUUCUCCUCCUCCUCACAACCCUCCCCGCCGUCUCAUCCACACGUGCCGCCAUCUGGACCGUUCCGCCCCAGAUACGCAACAUCAUCGAAGCGCUCAUCAACGCCGGCAAUUUUGGAAGCUGGGCCAACGUCCUCCACGGCACAAAUCCAUCAUCCUUCCCUCUCUCAGCCAUUCUCUUCAUCCCGAGCGAUGAUGCCCUGGCCCACCUUUCUCUCAGACCCAUCGUCGACGUGUCACUCAUCCAAAUCCCCCAUCAGUUCGCGUUCUACGAUCUGCAGCAGUUCCAGAUAGGCGCCCGUAUAUCAACACUCCUUCCGAACAAGACGAUCGUCAUCACUAACAACACUCGAUCGAAUUUCACCGUCGAUGAUAGUCUCAUCAUCCAUCCCGAUCUGCAGCAGUUCCAAAAAAAAAAAAAAAUCCAUAAAAAAGUCAGGUGGGUCCUAUGA
Messenger RNA from Magnolia sinica, 558 nucleotides. RefSeq lists its product as uncharacterized. Bases 1 to 558 code for a protein of 185 amino acids. The transcript is spliced from 2 exons. The record is from RefSeq and is a predicted model, not a curated record. Lineage: Eukaryota; Viridiplantae; Streptophyta; Magnoliopsida; Magnoliales; Magnoliaceae.